Staurois parvus is the source of this 507-nucleotide messenger RNA. The record is from the annotation of a GenBank genome assembly. NCBI's taxonomy places the organism in Eukaryota, Metazoa, Chordata, Amphibia, Anura, Ranidae.
GGCUGGAGAACCCAGGAAGGCAGGUCACUGGGCACAAGAUUUCCAGGAGUAGGCUGGGAAUCAGUUAUUGGCCAGUUUAGCUGGACAUCAGGGGCUGGCAUGUCGAGCUGUGCAGCGGGCAGAGGCACGUCAGCGGGCAGCUGGCACGGCACCGAGUCAUCUGGCACGACAGCGGGCACCAAGCCAUCUAUCAGAACCGCGGGCACAGAGUCACCUGGCAAGUCAGCGGGCACCGAGUCACCGGGCAUGUCAGCGGGCACCGAGCCAUCUAGCAGAACCGCGGGCACAGAGUCACCUGGCAAGUCAGCAGGCACCGAGUCACCGGGCAUGUCAGCGGGCACCGAGCCAUCUAGCAGAACCGCGGAUACCGGGUCACCAAGCUCGACAACAGGCACCAAAUUAACUGGCACAACAGUGGGCACUGAAUCAACUGGCACGACAGCGGGCACCAAGUCAUCUGGCUCGACAGCGGGCACCGAGUCAACUGGCACGACAGCGGGCACCGAG